Molecule: messenger RNA, 5129 nt
Organism: Phlebotomus papatasi
Lineage: Eukaryota; Metazoa; Arthropoda; Insecta; Diptera; Psychodidae
Product: methyltransferase-like 26
Exons: 2
Coding region: 130-762 (210 amino acids)
Source: RefSeq, a predicted model, not a curated record
UCCAUGUGACUUUGACGCAACGCACCCAAGGUCUCGGUGUUUAUUUUGACGCCGAAGGGAACACUUGUCGCUGGUGCAGAGUUGUGGAAAGUCGUGUUAUUCAUUCGUUCCCUCGCGUCCUCGGCAAAGAUGCUGAGGAAUCCGUCGGCAGAGCGGAAUCGCGGUCCGAUUCUGGAUGUACUAAAACGUGAAUUGGCCCCAUCUGGUGAAUGUUCGACAGUUCUCGAAGUGGCAUCCGGAACUGGUCAGCAUGUUGUGCACUUUGCCAAGGAAUUCCCCCAUGUUGUAUUCCAACCAACUGAAAUCAACGAUAAUCUCUUAGAAUCCAUCCGGACAUUCGUACAACACUGUCCCGAACAGAAUAUUCAUCCUCCUGUGCGUGUUGACAUCACAAGGCCAUGCGAAUCCUGGUCCCAUGAAUUAUUCAGCGGAAACCUUCGUAGCAAGACAAUUGACUACAUCAUCAACAUCAACAUGAUUCACAUCACGCCGAUCGAAACCACCGAAGGACUCUUCAGGAACUCCUCAAAGUUGCUCCGCGCAGGUGGCCUUCUCAUCACAUACGGUCCCUUCGGGGAGAACGGGGUGAUAUCACCCGAAAGCAAUGUCAACUUCGACCGCAUGCUCCGAUCCCAAGACCCAAGGUGGGGCAUCAAGGAUCUCCUGGCCCUGGAAAAGCUCGCCAGUAAUUUUCGCAUCAACCUUGUGCGCCAAUACGCCAUGCCAUCCAACAACCGAUGCGUCAUCUGGCAAAAAGUUUGAUCCGUCCACUUUUUUAUCUAUAUCCUUCACCCCCCUACCACCACCCUCGCCCCAAUCCCUCCCAUUUAUAUCACACUCCUUUUUUCCCUUCAUAUUUUUCUUUUCUUUACUUCCUCUUUAACCCUUUCACAUCCUACAAAUAUCCACUCAACUCUGCAAUUUGUCACCUGCAAAGAAAAAGGGUAAGAAACAAAUAUUUGACUCUUCAUUCAGAAACUAGAAAUUUCAGAGCAAAAGAUGACGUUAAGAAUCCUCAAUUCAAACAAACAGCAGAGUUGUUGUAAUAAAUCAUAAAUUCAAGAUCAGAGAUUUAUCCAUGUUUUUUUGUAUUGCACUAUGUGACAUUUUUAUCAAUCUUAUUAUAAAUGUGAAUUUUAAGAAAUGAAACAAGAUCUUCAAUGUGAUUCAACAUUGCUUAAAAUAAUUCUUGAAAUAAAAUUAAUUUUAAAAGUUUCUGGAAAUAAAUAUGAAAAAUAAAAAAAAAACACAUUUAAAAGGAGAAUUCAAAUUAUUUGCAAACUAUGACACAUAAUACAGGCCUGAGAAUAAUUGUAACUGUGUUAUCACAAUUGCACAUUAAAAUUUUAAUAUGAUUCACAUUAAUUGUAGCUAGUGAGAGUCCAAAUGUGUAAUUUAUGUGUUUGAAUCAUUUUAUAUUCAAAAUUUAAUCUAUUUGUUGAUAAAAGGUAGACUUGACCCGCAAAAUUUGAUAUAAAUUGAUUUAUAGCAUUAAUGCGAAAAGUUAAUGCGAUUUUCUCAUUAAUUUUUUAAUGUGAAAAAUAUUUAUGGUUUAGGUCAAUUUAAACUUAUUUUUGCAGACCAAGUCCACUUCUUUAUCAAUAAAUAGAAAACCCCCAAAUAUUCAGUGACUCAAAGAUACAAAUAACAUAUUUGGACGCUCACAAGCGACAAUUAAUGUGAAUCAUAUUAAAAUUUUAAUGUUCAAGUGUGAUAACGCCGUUAGCAUUUUAACUAUUACUUGGUUGCAAUGAAUCAAGAAAAUGUUUAUCAAUUUGAUUUUAGUUUGAUUUUGGAUCUUGAAUCUUAAUUCCUCAAAACAAAAAAAAAUAAAAUAAAAGGAUUUCGAGCAGACGGAAAAUCUUUAAUAGAAGUGAAGUUUGUAAAACCAACACUAAUUGCGCUGUAGACUAAAAUAUGUCAGAAGUAAUUUUUUCCAAAGAUAUUUUGAAAGCAAAAACAGCGACCUAAUUUAGAAUUAAAUAUCUUAGACCGCAGAAUUUAUAUAAAAAUGAAAAUCGCUCAAUUAGUUGAAUAGGAAGAUCUUCAAAAAUUUGACACUUACUUUUCUUUUUUGACAACGAAUGGUAUUUUUUCAAUUUAUGUUUAACAAGAACAAUAAAGGAAUCUUGUGCCCCUGUACUUCCAACGAAUAAAAUAAAAAAUUAAAAUUGAAAUUGAAGGAAAAAUUGCUCGAUAUUGUUUUAAAAACAAUUUAAUGUGCCCUUAAUUUCGCCCCCCUUCCCUUCCCCUUCCCCACCAAAACCAUGUUUUUCUUGGGAUUGAUUGCUCGAAAACGUGUCGUGUGAUUUUUUUUUUCAUUUUUUAAUGUUUUAGAGGUUACCGAGGCGGCCACUCGCUCAUAUACGAAAAUAUCGUUGAAUUAUUCCUAAUAACAGUUUUUCAAGGUCAAAGGUUUAAAAAGAUCAAGAGAGCGUAUUUCUCAACCGAAUGUUGUCAUAUUUUCACUCGUUGGAAAGGUCUUGGAAUUCUUGACAAUCAUGAACCGAUUCCAAUCGGUUAUGAACUGGUAAUGAACCGGUUAAUGACCGAUAACUAAUUUUUAUACAAAAUUCAAUUACCGAGAUUACCCAAGCUGAUAUUCGUUCAUAUACGAAAAUGCCGUUGAAUCAUUCCUAAUAACGAGUUUUCAAGGUCAAAUGUCAAAAACCCUUUAGAAAGCGUAUUUAUCAGCCGAAUGGAGCCGUGUUUGGGCAUUUUGGAAAGGUUUUGGAAUUUCUGACAAGAAUGAACCAGUUUCAAUCGGUUGUAAACCGAUAAUGAAUCUGUUAUGAAGUGAUAAGUAGUCUGAAAAUUAAUUGUAUUAAUCCUAAACUGUUUUAAUGAUUCAUGAAUCGGUUUAUAUUAGUUGAGAACCGAUAAACAGUAAAUUAUGUCGAAGUACUUAUCUAGCCCUUUUGAUUGUAAACCAGAUUUCAAUAGGAGAGACAUGUAAAAAGAAAUUUAAGGAUAAAAUUUAAUGUAAAAUGUCCGUGAGAUACCGAUAAGAAAACCUAGUCUUUCGAGAAAGAAAGGAAUGGAACCUAAGUUUGAUAAUUUCGUCCCAUUUACGCAUUUUUCCAUAACAAAUUUAUAAGUUACUCCUAUUAUUUAUUCUGUUCUUCUUAUACGAUCAGUAAAAUUAUUCCCAGGCCUGUAUAAAAACUAACUUCUGUUAAAAGAUCAAUUUUUGACUAUACUUAAUAAUUUUUCAAAAUAAAAAAAAAUCAAUUUUCCUAAAACAGAUUAAAUUUUCCUCAGAAGAAUUAUGUUGAUAAAUUUUCAAAAUCUUCAUGGAAAAUUUUAUAAAUUAUAAUAGAAAAAAUUAGUGGAAAGAAAAUGUAUUUUGUACUUAAUAUUCAUAUCAAAUUUCAGAAAUUAUUACAAUUAGAAAAUUUAAUGCCAGUUUAAGAAAUCCUAACAUCAAAACCUAAAAUUUAACUUUGGUAUUCUGUUUCAAAUUUAAAACAUUCAAAGUGGAAAGGUUUUUUUUUUGUAAUUGACACUAUUCAGAUUUUUAGUUCUUUUUCGACUAUUACAAGUCGAAUGAAGUUUAAGAGUUCUCUGUUAAAAAUGGUCAAGUUUUUCUCGGAAAAAGGAAGUUCUGUAUUCUUGGUCUUGGAGAACUUUAAAACAACUGUAACUUUUGAGAAAUGCGUUUCAUUACGAAGCUUAGGAUCGAACGAAACAUUGGCACUUUCCCCUUAUAUCAGUUUCGCUACAGAUUCAUAACGAGUUGACAUCAAUUUAUUCAUAUUUGUUUAAAAUUUAAGUGAAUUCUAUCUAAUUUGACAAUUUGUAAUGUAGCAUGACGGAUUUUUUCAUUCCUUUCACAGAUUUCAAAAUUUCAAUGUUGAAAAGCUUCCAAUGCCAAAACCUAUCAAUUUUCUGAAUGGAGUAAUGGUCAAAUUUGACUUCUAAUUGAUCAUUUUUAAUUUUCUUUUAAGUCACAGCUAUAUUUUUAGGUUAAUAGGUAAUUCAAAAAUUUGUAAUUUACCUUACAAAGCAUUCAUUUUUGCAAAAUUAAAAAGAAAAAUUGCUCGUUACGUCAAACAGAAAUACGUGUUCAUAAAUACAUUUUUUUCAAUUUUCUCUAAAAACUGGCAUUAAAUUACCAAUUUUAAAAGUUCUAUUUUAUUUUUAUGAAGUAAUAUGACAUUAGUGAACAUUAAAACUCUUAGAAAUAGAGCAAAAAAAUAUUAAUAGUUCUUAAAUUUCUUUCUGUUUUGGAAAAAAGUUAAUUUACUAUUUUAUAAAAUGGAUUUAAAGCAAUUGGUAUUUUUUUUUGCAUUAAUUUGACUAUAAGCAAAAAAAUGUUAAAACGUCCUAACAUAUUCUUUUUUUUAUUUUAAGAAUAUAAAUUUUUAGAGUUUCUGAAUUUUAAUAUCUGAAGUAGACGUAGUUUAUAAAAUAUUUUUAAAAUUGUAUUUGUAGUAGAGCAUAGUUCAAAUAUAAUUAAAUAUUUAAUCCCUCUAAAUAUUUUAGUCUCGUGACGUCCUCUGAUUGGCUACAGCUUUAAAUGUCAUCAAGCUCGAGCCAAUCAGAGAACGAAAAGUAAUUUAAAUAUUUAUUAGAUUAAAUAUUCAAUUGCAUUUGAAUAAAGUGCAAGCUGUAAGUAUUUGCUGUUGUCAAAUUUUAAUAGAUUUGCAAUUUUCAAAAAAGAUCUUUUAUAAUAUUAAGAAAUAAAUCAUAUAUUUUUUCAUAAAAUCUCAGUAAAUAUUCAAAUAGGAAAAGAAAAACAUAAAGAUCUUGCCAAUAUCUCAAAAUAAGCAAAAACAAAAAAGACAUUUUUACUACAAAUCUCCUGUUGUGAUUGAGAAAUAUUUUCCCUGUUUUGAAAUUGAAUGUAUAUCAAUAUUUUGUGCUUCAGAAUAAACGAGUGGUUUUACUUACUUUUGUAGUCAGCUAAAGCCUGAGCCAGGUACAAUUCCAUUUGUACCUUUGUGUAGAGUUCCUUCUCAGACUUCUUGUAAACCUCCCUCAGAACAUUAUUGAACAGCGAUGACUUCUCAAUGGACCUCAAUCCAUCGUCUCCGUUGAAGCUGUACUGCUGUAUAAGAUCACUGUCGAUCAACUUGUGGAAAUAUCCAUCAGAAUGUGUUUCAACGAAACACUGGCAAAUCUUUAUC